Messenger RNA from Naegleria lovaniensis, 834 nucleotides. RefSeq lists its product as uncharacterized. Bases 1 to 834 code for a protein of 277 amino acids. The transcript has a single exon. NCBI's taxonomy places the organism in Eukaryota, Heterolobosea, Eutetramitea, Acrasida, Naegleriidae. The record is from RefSeq and is a predicted model, not a curated record.
AUGAAACUCCUUAACAACAAGAGAAGAAGAGGUUUUUACAAUAGCACUGCCUUUUACAUGCGGGAUCAAUCUUCUCAAUUAACCUCAACAACAACCACAACAACAACAACCUCAUCCACUUCGGGAUUAUCAAACAACAAUAGCAUUAGUAUUGAAGGUACUAUAAGCUCCAGUAGUGAUGAUGUUACCUCAAGCAGUAGUAUGCUUCUCAAGAAACGAAAGAUCAAGUAUGGAAUUUCUCGAGUGAGGACCAAGCUCUUACGCAAUCGAUUGUAUUGGGAAUCUCAAGAAGAGGAAUAUCAACAACAACAACAUAAUACUCAACACAAUCCUACUCCUUCGUCUUCAAGAAAUCAACCAACUGCUCACAUGUGCUCCAAUAAUUUCACUGCUCAUCAAUCCCUUCCUAACUGUUCCUUUACUACCACUAACAACCACACAUGCUCACAUCUCACUCCUUCAUCAUCAUCUUCUUCCCUUCAAGAUCAAUUACAUCAAGUUCUGUUGCAAGUACUUUCACAAAUGACACUCGAACAGUUUCAAGAUCAGCUCGCAUUGGCUGUGAGUCGAUUAUUUGAAAGUUUGCUCAGAGCAAAGGAAAUUCUCGAACAACGUCAGGCAAUACAAAUGUCUGAGGAAGAAAAGCAACGAUUCACUCGAGAGGUAUUGUCUUCUUCUGAGUUUCAAUCCAAAAUUUCUUCGAUACAGUCCAUCUUUCAUUUUGAAAGUAUUCUUAAGGAAGAUAAGGAAUUGUUUAUUAUGGUUUCGAAUGUGAUACCACAACAACGAUCCGUCUAUGUCGCUUCCUUUAUGAAAAAUCAACCUGAUCAGUAA